GGCAAUUACAGAUUAGUCUUCAGCAGGUGGCAAAAACUGGUCAAUUAGUUCUAAAGGAAGCUCUUGUUGACAAGAAGAAUUCUCUGACCGAUAUAUUGGUGGAUUUGGAAGUCCGAUACCAGCCGGUCGAGGGAGUUGUGGGAUCAUGGACCGAAAAUGAUUUUGUGGUUGAUAUAAGUGACAGGGAAGCGCUUAUUAUCCAGAAUGAGGGCUAUCGAUCUCAUGAGUACUCAGAACUGGAUAAAGAGGAUCAGUUGGAUAAAAAAACAAGAGCUCUUGGACGGAAGUUAGUGAACACCGAUAGCACCGAAGAUGAUGAUGAUGAUGUCGAUAUUUCAGAAGUUGAUAUCAGUUCUGUGUCUUUCACUCCACAGAAAAGUCGCUGUAGAUUUUUCACCCGCAUGGAACUAGACGUGCCCAGAAUACAGAAUUUCCAGAUAACAAUCAAUGUACUUGAGGCACGAAAAUUAAUUGGAGUCAACAUUGACCCAGUGAUUUAUGUGAAGGUGGGAGAUGAAAAGAAGCACACAGCAACUCAGAAAUCCACUAACUGCCCAUUUUAUAAUGAGUAUUUUGUUUUUGAAUUCCAAGAGCCACCAGCUGUCCUGUUUGAUAAAAUAAUUGAAAUUAAAGCUAUUCAUGCAAAAAAAAUUCCAUUCACUGGAGUUCAGCUGGGAACAUUCAAGAUUGAUGCAGGGACUGUCUAUCAACAGCCUGAUCACAGGUUUUUUCAGAAAUGGGCAACUCUAACUGACCCUAAAGAUACAAAAGGUGGUGUAAAAGGAUUUGUAAAGUGUACAAUUACUGUCAUGGGGAAAGGAGAUUUACAAGGCUGUCUCCCUGUCACUAAUCAGGAUGAAGAUGUUGAAAAGAAUCUUCUACUUCCAAAACAAAUGCCAGCUGAGAGACCUUGGGCCAAGUUCUUCAUCAAAGUGUAUAAAGCAGAAGAUCUCCCCAGUAUGAAUUCAGGAAUAAUGGGGAGCUUCUCAAAAAUUCUUGGAGAGCAUAAAGUUUUCAUUGAUCCUUACGUUAAAGUUAGCUUUGCGGGACAGCAGGGAGAGACAUCAGUGGAAAGCAACACGACAAAACCAGAAUGGAAUGAACAAAUCACUUUCAUUGAGAUGUUUCCCCCACUUGCACGACGUAUCAAAGUUCAAGUCAUUGACGAUGCUACAAUUAAUGAUGUUGCUGUUGCAACUCAUUUCAUCAAUUUGGAACAAAUAUCAGAUGCUGGGAUUAAUGCUGGAUUCCACCCGACCUUUGGCCCUGUGUGGAUUUACCUCUAUGGCUCACCUCAGAACUCAGUGCUAAUGGAUGCUCAUAAGGACAUGAAUGAGGGCCUGACAGAGGGGAUAUUUUAUAGAGGCCGACUACUUAUUGCAGUGACAGUGGAGGUUUACAGUUCAAUUUCAGCAAUUCACAGCACCAAAGACAAAAGUGCAAAGAGUGUCUUGAGCAAAUUCAAGCUGAAAACUAAAAGCAAGAAAUCUAAAUCCAAGUCUAAGAUUAAAGAGGAAAGCAGCAGCCAAACCGAAAGUGAAGGUGGUGCAAAUCUCCAAGAACAGCCGAGUGCAGUAGAGGUUGAGGUUGAAGAAAUUCAUCCAGUCCCAGAGUCUAUUGCAGGGGAGAAGGAGGAAUUCCUGCUGUUUGCUUCAUUUUUUGAGGCAACCAUGAUCGACUCUUCAGUGGGGUCACGGGCUCUCACCUUUGAAGUGUCCAUAGGUAACUAUGGAACGUUGGUAGAAAUUGUCACCAGAAAGAAAAAAGAAGGAAAGGUGGAUGACAAUGAGGAGAAGAGAUCUUUACUGGACACAAGAGAUUCAGAUGAUGAGCUAGAGAAUACUGAAAUCAGUUUACCUCCAAAACAAAACUCAAUUACACCACCUACAAAAGCAGAAUACACAGAAUUUGACAGGUCAUAUUGUUGUAUUCCAUAUCUGUAUGAGAAACCGUGUGUGUAUGUAUGGAGUUCUUGGGAAGACUAUUCCUGGCGCUUGUAUAAUUCCAAUCUCCUUGCAAAGAUAGCAGAAAGACUGGAGGAUGGUCUUGAUGAAGUGGAUCACAUGAUAAAGAGACCAAAGUCAGAUGCACACAUUCAACUUCAACAAAUCUUGAAUGAGUUUGUUGCUGGAUGCAGGCAAUACCACAUUUACUCUGAAAAGAAAACUACAAGCAGACCCAACAAUUUGGAUAGAUGUCGGAUUAAGUCCUUAAAGCAUAAUAUUAUUAUCCAUGCAAAGCAGGCACUUAGAAUUAUGAAGAGAUUGAACAAGAAAAAUGUAAAGGAGCAACUCCGUGAAGCACAGAAGCUACUGGAGAAAAUCAAAGUGCGUGUGGAAGAGCCACAAGCACCAAUCCCGGAUGUCUUUAUCUGGAUGCUGAGCAAUGGCAAGCGUUUAGCAUAUGCACGUAUUCCUGCCCGACAGAUUCUUUACUCAGCGGCAGAGGAAGAGAAGGGAAAAGACUGUGGGAAAAUUCAAACCAUCAUCAUGAAGGCACCAGGUGCACCUACUGGGGAGAUUUUUGCAAAACUGGAGCUUUACAUGUGGCUGGGAGGUACAAAAUCCAUCAAAAGCAAUAUAAGCAGUCUGCCUCAGGAAUUUAUUCCAGUCUAUGAGGAGGGUGCAAGGAGAACCGAAACUUCACCACUGCCACCAAUCAAGCUGAACAGUGACUACAGUAGUUAUUUCCAGUUGCGAGCCCACAUGUAUCAAGCUCGAGGUGUCCUUGCAGCCGAUGAUACUGGAUUAUCUGACACUUUUGCAAGAGUUGUAUUUUCAACUCAAUGUCAAUCAACCAGGUAUCUGGAAGAAACACUUUCCCCAUUGUGGUCUGAGAUGUUGCUGUUCGAUCAAAUCCUGAUAGAGGGGAGUAAGGAUGAACUGAAAAAGGAUCCACCCAUUAUCAUCAUCAAUAUCUUUGACUAUGACAGUUUGGGAAGUCCAGAGUUCCUAGGACGAGCUUUCGCAGCUCCCAGCGUUAAGCUGCAAGGUGAAAGUUAUGUGAGACCUCCAUUAAAGUUUCAUGACAUUUACAGAGGCCAGACAAUGGGUGGUGAACUGCUAGCAGCUUUUGAACUGAUAGAAUUGGAUUACAGUGGCUAUGGAGAGCCAUCUCUCCCAGAUGACGUGGAAUCUAAGGAUCCGGAAUAUCUGGAUGAACAGAGGAAAUAUUUCAUUAUUCCUGCAGGAAUUCGGCCAAAGCUCAAGACAUUCAGAAUUGAGGUUCUGUUCUGGGGUCUCAGGGAACUGAAACGUAUAAACCUUUUUGAAGUGGAGCAACCACAGGUGACAAUAGAAUGUGCAGGUCAGAAAGUCGAGUCUGAAAUCAUUACAAAUUACAAGGAGAAUCCUAACUUUGAUGAACUUGUGAAGUAUUUUGAAGUGGACCUCCCAGAGCAGAUGUACCUGCACCCACCACUCAGCAUCUUUGUAGUGGAACAGCGUGCAUUUGGACGCACUAUCCUUGUGGGCUCUUAUACUGUCACAAGCCUGCAACAAUUUUCCCUGAAGGAAUUGGAGGAGAAUCCAGAACCCGAGCAUGAUGAUCCCAAAACCAAAAAAAAGGAGCUCACGAGCCCAUUUUCCAAAGACAACAUGCAGGCUCAAGUCAUCAUCUCUGUUGACCCAGAAGUGGCAUUGUCUGAGAAUAAAAAGCGACCGUUGGAUGUUCUGAAGACACCGAUGAAGAAACUGCCACUGAAAACAAAAUUGCUAAAAGACGAACCUGAAGAAUAUGAAGAAAAGAUUGAGCCUGAAGAGCUGGAUUGGUGGUCAAAAUAUUAUGCGUCGCUGGAAGAGAUGAAGGAAAAAGAACAUAAAGAAGAAGAAGCUAAUGAACAAGAUGUUACUCAUCUUAAUAUGCCAACAUUUGAUGAGAUAGAAGAAGAAGCCAAUAGGAUAGAUGAGCUGGUGACCACAACAACCAAGAAAACCAUAGCAACAUUUCAGAUUUUCAACACGGAACUGGAGUCAGAAUUCUUUAACUUUGAAGAUUGGCUCUAUAUCUUCCCUCUGUACCGGGGUAAAGCCAAUGGAAAUGAAUUUGGAGAUAAAGUUGAUGAUCGAAGUAUGGGCAAAUACAAGGGUUCCUUCCUAAUCUACCCAAAUGAUGAAGUGGAAGCUGACUUUAAGAUAUUCCAGGGUAUCCCAAAGAACAGACCAAUCAAAGUUCUUGUCAGGGUUUAUUUGGUGAAAGCAACUAAUCUUGCUCCCACUGACUUGAAUGGAAAAUCCGAUCCCUAUAUCGUUGUUAAAGUUGGUGAACAAGUCCAGGACAGUAAGGACCGGUACAUCCCCAAACAACUGAACCCUGUCUUUGGAGAAGUGUUUGAAAUGACUGUUGCAUUUCCGAUGGAGACAGAGCUCACUGUUUCGAUAUUUGAUCAUGAUAUGGUUGGAACAGAUGAUUUGAUUGGUGAAACUAAACUCGAUCUAGAGAAUCGAUACUACAGUAAAUAUCGAGCUCAGUGUGGACUGCCAACCCAAUAUGAGGCACAAGGUUACAAUGCAUGGCGUGACUGCCUGAAGCCUUCCCAGAUCUUAACAAAACUGUGUAAAGAUUUACAACUAUCGGAACCUGAAUAUAGAAUUGGGGAAGUGAAAGUCAACAACAAAAUAUUCAAGAUUCCCAGUGAUUCACAACCAAUGGGGAACAACAAGAAAGGAUCAAGUCCUAUGAUGACUGAUGAGCAGAAGGCUCUGUAUGUCUUAAGGCACUGGGAUGAAAUGCCAGAAUAUGGUGUCAAACUGGUACCUGAACACAUAGAAAUUCGGACUCUUCAGAAAUCUGAAAACCCAGGGAUGUCAAAGGGCCAAGUUCACAUGUGGGUCGAUAUGUUUCCUGUUGACCUACCUGCACCACCUCCUGUCAAUAUUAAACCCCGUCAACCAAUCAGUUAUGAACUAAGAGUCAUUAUCUGGAACACAGACGAUGUGGCACUUGAUGACGUGAAUCCGCUGACAGGAGACCGAUCCAGUGACAUCUAUGUCAAAGGUUGGUUAAAGGGUUUAGAAGAUGAUAAACAAGAGACUGAUGUCCAUUUUAAUUCUCUGACUGGAGAGGGAAAUUUCAACUGGCGCUUUGUCUUCCGCUUUGACUAUCUGCCAACAGAGAAAGAGAUUGUUUAUAAGAAGAAGGAAUCCAUUUUCUCUUUGGAAGAGUCUGAGUUUCGACAACCUGCUGUUCUCAUGCUCCAAGUUUGGGAUUAUGACUUGAUUUCUGCGAAUGACUUUCUGGGUUCUGUUGAAUUGAAGCUGUAUGAUAUGGUCCGAGGAGCAAAGACAGCAAAGCAAUGUACCAUCAAGAUGGCAAAAGAAAAAGCAGGUCCACGCACUUCCAUCAUAAGAAGCAAGCGGAUGAGAGGAUGGUGGCCGCUGAUCAAAGUGAAAGAGGUGGAAGAUGAGGAGGAAGAGGAUGAAAGCAAAAAAAAGAAGAAAAAGAAGAAGAAAAAGAAAGUUAAUAUUGAAGAUGUUGAGUUUACUGACAAUUCUAACAACACUUACAUCCUUCGGGGUAAAUUAGAGGCUGAAAUGCAAUUGUUGACUGUGGAGGAAGCUGAAAAACGCCCCGUUGGCCUUGGACGGAAGGAACCUGAACCACUUGAGAAGCCCAAUCGACCAAACACGUCCUUUAACUGGUUCAUAAACCCUCUGAAAUCCUUUGUCUUCUUUAUCUGGAAGAACUACAAGUGGUAUAUCAUCGGCCUGCUGGUCAUAGCCAUCCUGGCUCUCUUCAUCUUUCUCAUCCUUUACACAAUGCCACAAUUUAUCAGUGAGAAGAUUAUCAAUGGCUGAUACUUUCAUCAAACACAGCAUUUGCAGAUUAAUAAUGCACUCACAGUGAUAACUCCAACACAGUGACAAUUCCAACACGAUGACAACUCCAACACGGUGACAACUCCAACACGGUGACAACUCCAACACGAUGACAACUCCAACACGAUGACAACUCCAACACAGUAACAACUCCAACACGAUGACAACUCCAACACGGUGACAACUCCAACACGGUGACAACUCCAACACAGUAACAACUCCAACACAAUGACAACUCCAACACGGUAACAACUCCAACAUGGUAACAACUCCAACAUGAUGACAACACCAACACGGUGACAACUCCAACACGAUGACAAUUCCAACACGAUAACAAUUCCAACACGGUGACAACUCCAACACGGUAACAACGCCAACACGGUGACAACUCCAACACGGUAACAACUCCAACAUGAUAACAGUGUCAACAUGGUGACAAGUCCAACAUGGUAACAACUCCAAUACGGUAUCAACUCCAACAUGGUGACAACUCAACAUGUUGACAACUCCAACACGGUGACAACACCAACAUGAUGACAGUGCCAACAUGGUGACAACUCCAAAACGAUGUCAAUUCCAACACGAUGACAACUCCAACACGGUAACAACUCCAAUAUGAUGACAGCGCCAACGCGGUGACAACUCCAACACGGUGACAACUCCAACAUGGUAACAACUCCAACACAGUAACAACUCUAACACGCGAACAACUCCAACAUGGUGACAACUCCAGCACGGUAAAACUCCAACAUGGUAACAACUCCAACACAGUAACAACUCUAACAUGGUGACAACAGCAACACGGUAACAACUGUAAUUCAGUGACAAACUCCAACACGGUGAGAACUCCAACAUGGUAACAACUCCAGCACGGUAACAAUUCCAACACGGCAACAACUCCAACACAGUAACAACUCUAACACGGUAACAACUACAACACAGUGACAACUCCAGCACGGUGACAACUCCAACACGAUGACAAUUCCAACAUGGUAACAACUCCAACACGGUAAUAACUCCAACAAGGUAACAACUCCAACGUGAUGACAGCGCCAACACGGUGACAACACCAGCACGGUAACAACUCCAACACGGUAACAACUCCAACACUGUGACAACGCCAACACAGUGACAACUCCAACGCGAUAACAACUCCAACGCGAUGACAACUCCAACACGAUGACAACUCCAACAUGAUGACAACUCCAACAUGAUGACAACACCAACACAGUGACAUCUCCAACACGGUAAAAACUCCAGCACGGUGACAACUCCAAAACGAUGUCAAUUCCAACACGAUGACAAUUCCAACUUGAUGACAACUCCAACACAGUAACAACUCCAAUAUGAUGACAGCGCCAACAUGGUAACAACUCCAACACAGUAAUAACACCAACACGGUGACAACUCAACACGUUGACAACUCCAACACGGUGACAACACCAACAUGAUGGCAGCGCCAACACGGUGACAGCUCCAAAACAAUGUCAAUUCCAACACAUUGACAACUCCAACACGGUAACAACUCCAACAUGAUGACAAUGCCAAUACGGUGACAACUCCAACAUGAUGACAGCUCCACACACGAUAACAACUCCAACACUGUGACAGCUCCAAUACGGUAACAAUUCCAACACAGUAAAAACUCUAAAACGGUAACAACUCCAACAAGGUGACAACUCCAACAAGGUGACAACGCCAACACAGUACCAAGUCCAACAUGGUAACAAUUCCAGUACAGUGACAACUCCAGCACGGUAACAACUCCAACACAGUAACAACUCUAACACGGUAACAACUCCAACAUGGUAACAAUUCCAACAUGUUGACAACUCCAACACGGUGACAACUCCAACAUGGUAACAACUCCAACAUGGUGACAACUCCAACACGAUGACAACACCAACACAGUGACAACUCCAACACGGUAACAACUCCAGCCCGGUGACAACUCCAAAACGAUGUCAAUUCCAACGCGAUGACAGUUCCAACUUGAUGAUAACUCCAACAUGGUAACAACUCCAACAUGAUGACAGCGCCAACACGGUGACAACUCCAACAUGGUAACAACUCCAACAUGGUGACAAUGCCAACAAGGUGACAACUCUAACACAGUAACAAGUCCAACAUGGUAACAACUCCAAUACAGUGACAACUCUAACACAGUAACAACUCCAACACGGUGACAACUCCAGCACAGUAACAAUUCCAACACGGUAACAACUCCAACACGGUGACAACUCCAGCACAGUAACAAUUCCAACACGGUAACAACUCCAACACAGUAACAACUCUAACACGGUAACAACUCUAACACGGUAACAACUCCAACACGGUGACAACUCCAACACAGUAACAACUCCAACACAGUAACAACUCCAACACAGUAACAACUCUAACAUGGUAACAACUUCAACACAGUAACAACUCCAACACGAUGACAACUCCAACACGGUAACAACUCCAAGAUGAUGACAACACCAACACGAUGACAACUCCAACACGGUGACAACUCCAACAUGAUGACAACACCAACAGGAUGACAACUCCAACACUGUAACAACUCCAACACGAUGACAAUUCCAACACGAUGACAUCUCCAACACAGUGACAACUCAAACAUGAUGGCAACACUAACACAGUGACAACUCCAACACGGUAGCAACUCCAGCACGGUGACAACUCCAACAUUAUCACAAUUCCAACACGAUGACAAUUCCAACACGGUAACAACUCCAACACGGUAACAACUCCUACACGGUAACAACUCCUACACGGUAAUAACUACAACAUGGUAACAACUCCAACAUGAUGACAACGCCAACACGGUGACAACUCCAACACGGUAACAACUCCAACACGGUAACAACUCCAACACGAUGACAGCUCCAACACGAUGACAGCUCCAACACAGUGACAACUCCAACACGGUGACAACUCCAACUUGAUGACAGUGCCAACACGGUGACAACUACAAAACGAUGUCAAUUCCAACAUGUUGACAGCUCCAACACGGUAACAACUUCAACACGAUGACAACUCCAACACUGUAACAACUCCAACACGAUGACAAUUCCAACACAAUGACAACUCCAACAUGAUGACAACACCAACACGGUGACAACUCCAACACGGUAACAACUCCAGCACAGUGACAACUCCAACAUUAUGACAAUUCCAACACGAUGUCAAUUCCAACACGGUAACAACUCCAACACGGUAACAACUCCAACAGGAUGACAACUCCAACACGGUAACAACGCCAACAUGAUGACAACUCCAACACGGUAACAACUCCAACAUGAUGACAACACCAACACGAUGACAAUUCCAACACUGUAACAACUCCAACACGAUGACAACACCAACACGAUGACAACUCCAACAAUGUAAUAACUCCAACACGAUGACAAUUCCAACACGAUGACAUCUCCAACAUAGUGACAACUCCAACAUGAUGACAACACCAACACGGUGACAACUCCAACACGGUAACAAAUCCAACACGGUAACAACUCCUACACGGUAACAACUCCUACACAGUAAUAACUCCAACACGAUGACAACUCCAACACAGUGACAACACCAACACGGUGACAACUCCAACAUGGUAAAAAUUCCUACACGGUGACAACUCCAAAACGAUGUCAAUUCCAACACGAUGACAACUCCAACACGGUCACAACUCAAACAUUAUGACAGCGCCAACACGGUAACAACUCCAGCACUGUGACAACUCCAACAUUUUGACAAUUCCAACACGGUAACAACUCCAACAUGGUAACAACUCCAACACGAUGACAACUCCAACACGAUGACAACUCCAACACGGUGACAACUCCAACAUGAUGACAACUCCAGCACGGUAACAACUCCAACACGAUGACAAUUCCAACACGAUGACAUCUCCAACACAGUGACAACUCCAACAUGAUGACAACACCAACACAGUGACAACUCCAACAGGGUAACAACUCCAGUACGGUGACAACUCCAACAUUAUGACAAUUCCAACACGAUGACAAUUCCAACUUGAUGACAACUCCAACAUGGUAACAACUCCAACAUGAUGACAGCUCCAACAUGGUAACAGCUCCAACAUGGUGACAAUGCCAACACGGUGACAACUCCAACACGGUGACAACUCCAACAAGGUGACAACUCUAACACAGUAACAACUCCAACACGGUGACAACUCCAGCACAGUAACAAUUCCAACACGGUAACAACUCCAACACAGUAACAACUGUAACACGGUAACAACUCCAACACGGUGACAACUCCAGCACAGUAACAACUCGAACACAGUAACAACUCUAACAUGGUAACAACUUCAACACGGUAACAACUCCAACACGAUGACAACUCCAACACGGUAACAACUCCAAAAUGAUGAUAACACCAACACGAUGACAACUCCAACACGGUAACAACACCAACAUGAUGACAACACCAACAUGAUGACAACACCAACACGAUGACAACUCCAACACUAUAACAACUCCAACAUUAUGACAAUUCCAACACGAUGACAAUUCCAACACGGUAACAACUCCAACACGGUGACAACUCCCACACGGUGACAACUCCAACACGGUAACAACUCCAACAUGGUGACAAUGCCAAUACGGUGACAACUCCAACACGGUGACAACUCCAACAAGGUGACAACUCCAACACAGUAACAAGUACAACAUGGUAACAACUCCAACAAGGUGACAACUCUAACACAGUAACAACUCCAACACGGUGACAACUCCAGCACAGUAACAACUCCAACACAGUAACAACUCUAACAUGGUAACAACUCCAACAAGGUGACAACUCUAACACAGUAACAACUCCAACACGAUGACAACUCCAACACGGUAACAACUCCAAGAUGAUGACAACACCAACACGGUGACAACUCCAACACGGUAACAACUCCUACACGGUGACAACUCCAAAACGAUGUCAAUUCCAACACGAUGUCAAUUCCAACACGAUGACCACUCCAACACGGUCACAAGUCCAACAUUAUGACAGCGCCAACACGGUAACAACUCCAGCACUGUGACAACUCCAACACGUUGACAACUCCAACACGGUGACAACUCCAACAUGUUGACAGCUCCAACACGGUAACAACUUCAACACGAUGACAACUCCAACACUGUAACAACUCCAACACGAUGACAAUUCCAACACAAUGACAACUCCAACAUGAUGACAACACCAACACGGUGACAACUCCAACACGGUAACAACUCCAGCACAGUGACAACUCCAACAUUAUGACAAUUCCAACACGAUGUCAAUUCCAACACCGUGACACCUCCAACACGAUAACAAUUCCAACACGAUGACAACUCCAACACAGUGACAACACCAACACGGUGACAACUCCAACAUGGUAAAAAUUCCUACACGGUGACAACUCCAAAACGAUGUCAAUUCCAACACGAUGACAACUCCAACACGGUCACAACUCCAACACGGUGACAACUCCAACUUGAUGACAGUGCCAACAUGGUGACAACUACAAAACGAUGUCAAUUCCAACAUGCUGACAACUCCAACACGGUAACAACUUCAACAUGAUGACAACUCCAACACAGUAACAACUCCAACACGAUGACAAUUCCAACACGAUGACAACUCCAACACGAUGACAAAUCCAACAUGAUGACAACACCAACAUGAUGACAACACCAACACGGUGACAACUCCAACACGGUAACCACUCCAGCACAGUGACAACUCCAACAUUAUGACAAUUCCAACACGAUGUCAAUUCCAACACAGUAACAACUCCAACACGGUAACAACUCCUACACGGUAAUAACUCCAAUAUGGUAACAACUCCAACAUGAUGACAACGCCAACACAGUGACAACUGCAACACGGUAACAACUCCAACACGGUGACAACUCCAACACGAUAACAAUUCCAACAUGAUGACAAUUCCAACACAGUGACAACACCAACACGGUGACAACUCCAACACGGUAACAACUCCUACACAGUGACAACUCCAAAACGAUGUCAAUUCCAACACGAUGUCAAUUCCAACACGAUGACCACUCCAACACGGUCACAACUCCAACAUUAUGACAGCGCUAACAUGGUAACAACUCCAGCACUGUGACAACUCCAACACGUUGACAACUCCAACACGGUGACAACUCCAACUUGAUGACAGUGCCAACACGGUGACAACUACAAAACGAUGUCAAUUCCAACAUGUUGACAGCUCCAACACGGUAACAACUUCAACACGAUGACAACUCCAACACUGUGACAACUCCAACACGAUGACAAUUCCAACACAAUGACAACUCCAACAUGAUGACAACACCAACACGGUGACAACUCCAACACGGUAACAACUCCAGCACAGUGACAACGCCAACAUUAUGACAAUUCCAACACGAUAUCAAUUCCAGCAUGGUAACAACUCCAACACGGUAACAACUCCAACAGGAUGACACCUCCAACACGGUAACAACUCCAGCACAGUGACAACUCCAACAUUAUGACAAUUCCAACACGAUGUCAAUUCCAACACGGUAACAACUCCAACAGGAUGACAACUCCAACACGGUAACAACGCCAACAUGAUGACAACUCCAACACGGUAACAACUCCAACACGAUGACAACACCAAUACGAUGACAACUCCAACACUGUAAUAACUCCAACACGAUGACAAUUCCAACACGAUGACAUCUCCAACACAGUGACAACUCCAACAUGAUGACAACACCAACACCAUGACAACACCAACACGGUGACAACUCCAACACGAUUACAACUCCAGCACGGUGACAACUCCAACAUUAUCACAAUUCCAACACGAUGACAAUUCCAACACGAUGACAACUCCAACACGAUGACAACUCCAACAUGAUGACAACACCAACAUGAUGACAACACCAACACGGUGACAACUCCAACACGGUAACCACUCCAGCACAGUGACAACUCCAACAUUAUGACAAUUCCAACACGAUGUCAAUUCCAACACAGUAACAACUCCAACACAGUAACAACUCCAACACGGUAACAACUCCUACACGGUAAUAACUCCAAUAUGGUAACAACUCCAACAUGAUGACAACGCCAACACAGUGACAACUGCAACACGGUAACAACUCCAACACGGUGACAACUCCAACACGAUAACAAUUCCAACAUGAUGACAAUUCCAACACAGUGACAACACCAACACGGUGACAACUCCAACACGGUAACAACUCCUACACAGUGACAACUCCAAAACGAUGUCAAUUCCAACACGAUGUCAAUUCCAACACGAUGACCACUCCAACACGGUCACAACUCCAACAUUAUGACAGCGCUAACAUGGUAACAACUCCAGCACUGUGACAACUCCAACACGUUGACAACUCCAACACGGUGACAACUCCAACUUGAUGACAGUGCCAACACGGUGACAACUACAAAACGAUGUCAAUUCCAACAUGUUGACAGCUUCAACACGGUAACAACUUCAACACGAUGACAACUCCAACACUGUGACAACUCCAACACGAUGACAAUUCCAACACAAUGACAACUCCAACAUGAUGACAACACCAACACGGUGACAACUCCAACACGGUAACAACUCCAGCACAGUGACAACGCCAACAUUAUGACAAUUCCAACACGAUAUCAAUUCCAGCAUGGUAACAACUCCAACACGGUAACAACUCCAACAGGAUGACACCUCCAACACGGUAACAACUCCAGCACAGUGACAACUCCAACAUUAUGACAAUUCCAACACGAUGUCAAUUCCAACACGGUAACAACUCCAACAGGAUGACAACUCCAACACGGUAACAACGCCAACAUGAUGACAACUCCAACACGGUAACAACUCCAACACGAUGACAACACCAAUACGAUGACAACUCCAACACUGUAAUAACUCCAACACGAUGACAAUUCCAACACGAUGACAUCUCCAACACAGUGACAACUCCAACAUGAUGACAACACCAACACCAUGACAACACCAACACGGUGACAACUCCAACACGAUUACAACUCCAGCACGGUGACAACUCCAACAUUAUCACAAUUCCAACACGAUGACAAUUCCAACACGGUUACAAAUCCAACACGGUAAUAACUCCAACAUGGUAACAACGCCAACACGGUGACAACUCCAACACGGUAACAACUCCAACACGGUGACAACUCCAACACGAUAACAAUUCCAACACGAUGACAACUCCAACACAGUGACAACACCAACACGGUGACAACUCCAACAUGGUAAAAAUUCCUACACAGUGACAACUCCAAAACGAUGUCAAUUCCAACACGAUGACAACUCCAACACGGUCACAACUCCAACAUUAUGACAGCGCCAACACGGUAACCACUCCAGCACUGUGACAACUCCAACACGUUGACAACUCCAACACCGUGACAACUCCAACUUGCUGACAGUGCCAACACGGUGACAACUACAAAACGAUGUCAAUUCCAACAUGUUGACAACUCCAACACGGUAACAACGUCAACAUGAUGACAACUCCAACACUGUAACAACUCCAACACGAUGACAAUUCCAACACGAUGACAACUCCAACAUGAUGACAACACCAACACGGUGACAACUCCAACACAGUAACAACUCCAGCACAGUGACAACUCCAACAUUAUGACAAUUCCAACACGAUGUCAAUUCCAUCACAGUAACAACUCCAACAUGGUAACAACUCCUACACGGUAACAACUCCUACAUGGUAAUAACUCCAACAUGGUAACAACUCCAACAUGAUGACAACGCCAACACAGUGACAACUGCAACACGGUAACAACUCUAACACGGUGACAACUCCAACACGAUAACAAUUCCAACAUGAUGACAACUCCAACACGAUGUCAAUUCCAACACGAUGACCACUCCAACACGGUCACAACUCCAACAUUAUGACAGCGCCAACAUGGUAAUACGUCCAACACGUUGACAACUCCAACACGUUGACAACUCCAACAUGAUGACAGCGCCAACACAGUGACAACUCCAAAACAAUGUCAAUUCCAACACGUUGACAACUCCAACACGGUAACAACUUUAACAUGAUGACAGCGCCAACACGGUGACAACUCCAACACGGUGACAACUCCAACACGUUGACAACUCCAACAUGGUGACAACUCCAACAUGAUGACAGCGCCAAUACGGUGACAUCUCCAAAACGAUGUCAAUUCCAACACGUUGACAACUCCAACAUGAUGACAACGCCAACACGAUGACCACUCCCCUCCCCACAGCACAGUGACAGCUCAAAAAUGGUGACAACUCCAGCAUUGUAACAAUACUAAAACAGUGAUAAUACCUACACAGUGUCAACUCCAGUAGAGCGACAGUGCCACCAACACCGUAACAGUUCCAACACAGUAACAACACCAACACGAUGUCAACUCCAAUUCAGUGACAAAUCCAACACAGUAAGAAGCUGUUCCAUUACGGUGACAACACUGGCAUCUCCACCUUAAUGUGGAAAAUUGCCACAAAAAGCAAGACAAAUUCAACCUGGCCAAUUACCACCCUAUUGGUCCACCUUCGAUCAUCCGUAAACUGAUUGAAGAGUUAUUAUUAGCACUAUCAAAAUAAACUCAGUUCCUGACUUCAUUACUGCCUUGGUCUAAACAUGGAGAAAACAGCUGAAUUCCAUAGUGAGGUGAGAGUGACUAUGCUUGAUAUCAAAGCCAAUACUUCAUGAAGUGUGGAAUCAAGGAGUCAUAACAAAACUGGAAUUAGUGGGAAACAGAGGGCAAACUUUGCUUACUGGAGUCAUAUCUGGCAUAAAGAAAGAUCAUUGUGGAUGGUUGGGGGUCAGUCAUUUUGAUCUCCAGGACAUCUCUGCAGGAGUCCCUUAGAGGAGUGUCCUAGGGCCAACCAUUUUCAGUUGUUUCGUCAAUGACCUUUCCUCUAUUUUAAGAUCAUGAUGAGGAUGUUCACUGAUAAUUGCAAAAUGUUCAAUAUCAUUUGUGACUCCUCAGACACUGAAGGAUUCCUGAAGAAGGGCUUAUGCCUGAACAUCGAUUCUUCUGCUCCUUGGAUGCUGCCUGGCCUGCUGUGCUUUUCCAGCACCAGACUUUUCAACUCUGGUCUCCAGCAUCUGCAGUCCUCACUUUCUCCUAGACACAGAAGGAGUCCUUGUUCAAAUGCAACAAGAUUUAGACAAUAUCCAGACAUGGACUGACAAAUGCCAGGGAACAAAUAUGUCCAGGGAACAAAUAUGUCCAACACAGUGAUAUCGCUGGCAGAGAGUCAGCUACAAUGCAGUGAGAACAUCAGCACAAAGACAACUCCAGCACAGGGACAGCUCCAACAUAGUGACAUCUCUAAUAGGAUGACAACUCCAACAUGGCCACAACUCCAGUACAGUGAAACAUUUGACACAAUAGCAACAACCACAUAGUGAUACCUCUAACACAAUGACAACUCCAGCACAGUGAUAACACUUUUCAGCUGGAACUACCUUUUGUUGAAGUUAUCUUUGUGAAUAUUAUUGCAGACAUAGUGGCUGGUUUACUGGGUAAAGAAAAUUAUGGAAAGCAUUUGCUGUCAAAAUAUUCUUUACCUGUUAAUUUCAAUGCAAUAGGAAAAUGUUCCCAGCUAUGGACAUUAUUCGCUGAAAGUUAGGUAGGGAGCCUAGGGCAAAUCUUUGUCCAUUAAUAUUUGGUUCCCUCUAGCAGUUGCCAGAGGCCCAAAGAAUAAUGUCCUAGAGUAGGAAGAAUGUUAAACUUUUCUGACAAUCUUCCACGUGGCAGUGCCUCCCAGGAUCUGCAAAAAUCCCAGAACAAGCUCUAAUGCAAUGUUGUGUCCAAACUCUUCAUGAAUUUCUAACUCCUUUUAAAAUCAUGAAUUAAAGUUGUAGACCAGGAAUAUUGUCCUAGGCAAAAGUGAGGACUGCAAAUGCUGGAAACGAGAGUUAAGAUCAGAGUGGUGCUGGAAAAGCACAACAGAUCAGGCAGCAUCCGAGGAGCAGGAAAAUCGAUGUUUCGGGCAAAAGCACUUCAUCAGGAAUAGAGGCAAGGAGCCUCCAGGGUGGAGAGAUAAAUGGGGGUGGGUGGGGUGGAGAG
Messenger RNA from Hemiscyllium ocellatum (epaulette shark), 16910 nucleotides. RefSeq names its product fer-1 like family member 4 (gene fer1l4). Gene Ontology annotation, cellular component: membrane. The transcript is spliced from 42 exons. Lineage: Eukaryota; Metazoa; Chordata; Chondrichthyes; Orectolobiformes; Hemiscylliidae. The coding region runs from base 402 to 5795 and encodes 1797 amino acids. The record is from RefSeq and is a predicted model, not a curated record. Gene Ontology annotation, biological process: plasma membrane organization.